This is a messenger RNA of Ahaetulla prasina, 2040 nucleotides long. It is a transcript of the gene PGM2, whose product is annotated as phosphoglucomutase 2. Gene Ontology annotation, molecular function: phosphopentomutase activity; magnesium ion binding. Lineage: Eukaryota; Metazoa; Chordata; Lepidosauria; Squamata; Colubridae. Bases 56 to 1873 code for a protein of 605 amino acids. The transcript has 14 exons. The record is from RefSeq and is a predicted model, not a curated record. Gene Ontology annotation, biological process: carbohydrate metabolic process; purine ribonucleoside salvage.
GGCCCUGCGGAGAGAGCCGGCCCUUUUUUCCCCCCAGCUCGUCUUUUGCGUCGGGAUGGCGGAGGAGGCGGAUCGAGCCCGGGCGGCGGCGACCCAGUGGCUUCUCUGGGACAAGAAUCCUAAAACCUUGGAAAUAGUAAAGCAGCUGAUUGCCAAGGGAAGCACAGAAGAACUAUUGAAAUGUUUCGGCUCGCGGAUGGAAUUUGGGACGGCAGGACUACGAGCGGCGAUGGGACCAGGAACUUCGCAGAUGAAUGACUUGACUAUCAUUCAGACAUCCCAGGGAUUUUGUAGGUAUCUGGAAAAGAACAUCAGUGACCUGAAAAACAGAGGAGUGGUUAUAGGCUACGAUGCACGGGCCCAUCCAUCAAGCGGUGGUAGCAGCAAAAGGUUUGCAAGGCUCGCGGCCACCGCCUUCGUCACCCAGGGGGUUCCUGUCUACCUGUUCUCCCAGAUCACACCAACUCCUUUUGUGCCGUAUACAGUGACCCAUCUCAAACUUGCUGCUGGAAUUAUGGUUACUGCAUCUCACAAUCCCAAACAAGACAACGGAUAUAAGGUUUACUGGGAAAACGGCUCGCAGAUUAUCGGCCCACACGAUAGAGGAAUCGCCGACGCCAUUAACGGGAACCUAGAACCGUGGCCUCAAGCGUGGGACGACAGCCUUAUUGACCAAAGCCCUCUUCUCCAUGAUCCUUAUCCGACGGUUAACAAGGAUUACUUCAAAGAUAUACAGAGGCACUGUUGUCACAGGGAUAUAAACAAGGAGACCAAGUUGAAAUUCGUUCACACCUCUGUCCACGGGGUCGGGCACGAGUUUGUGCAGUCGGCCUUUAAGGCGUUCGACUUUAGCCCUCCGUUCGCGGUGCCUGAACAGAAGGACCCCGAUCCAGAGUUCCCCACCGUAAAAUACCCAAAUCCAGAGGAAGGGAAAGGUGUACUGGUUCUCUCUUUUGCUCUGGCUGAUAAAAAAGGCGCUCGGGUAAUUUUAGCCAACGAUCCCGAUGCCGAUCGACUUGCUGUGGCUGAGAAACAAGGAAGUGGAGAAUGGAAAGUGUUUUCCGGCAACGAAUGUGGAGCUCUUUUAGGCUGGUGGCUCUACACAUGCUGGAAGAAUCAAAAUCAGACUCCCAAUGCCAUUAAAGACGUAUAUAUGUUAGCGAGCACCGUGUCCUCCAAAAUAUUACGAGCAAUCGCUCUUAAGGAAGGUUUUCAUUUUGAGGAAACGUUAACAGGAUUUAAGUGGAUGGGAAAUCGAGUCAAGGAGCUGAUUGACCAAGGAAAAAAUGUCUUAUUCGCUUUUGAAGAAGCCAUCGGAUAUAUGUGCAGCCCCAUCGUUCUGGAUAAAGACGGCGUGAGUGCAGCUGUCAUAACUGCAGAGAUGGCUAGUUUUCUGGCCACGAAGAACGUGACUCUGUCUCAGCAGCUGAAAAACAUUUACACAGAAUACGGUUAUCAUAUCACCAAGUCUUCCUAUUUUAUCUGCCACGACCCGAAGAUCGUCACGGCUCUCUUCGAGAAGCUUAGGAAUUACGAGGGGAAAAAUACCUACCCCAAAACCUGUGGGACAUUUGCAGUCUCUGGAGUCAGAGAUCUGACGACCGGCUACGACAGUAGCCAAGAUGAUAAAAAAGCAGUGCUCCCCACGAGUAAAAACAGCCAAAUGAUCACGUUUACAUUCAGUAACGGAGGUGUAGCUUCCAUGAGGACCAGCGGGACAGAACCCAAAAUCAAAUAUUACGCCGAACUUUGCGCGCCCCCUGGAAACAGUGAUUUUGAAAAGCUGAAGCAAGAACUGGAUGAACUGAUCGGCGCUCUCGAAAAAUAUUUCUUUGAGCCAGAGAAGAACAAGCUGCAGCCCAAACCGGAGUGAUAACAUCCGCACUUCUUUUAAUCUGUGUAGUCUUAAAUAAAAUACAUAAAGCGGAGAGUGGGGAGGAAAGGAAAUUUAAUUUCUUUCCCGAAAGACUUAGAAUAACUUUAUUGUCAUUUCAAAAUGUACACCAAUCGGCAUACAUUAAAAUGAAAUUUCGUUGCAUA